CUUCCUCCCCACCGCCGCCGCCUCUCGCUAUGAAUGCACGCCGGGCCCUGCUCUCCGCCGCCUUGCUCGCCAGCCUCCUCUGGGAUUUACCUUUCUGCCUCCCGGCUUCCCUCCCCACCGCCUCGGAGCUCGCCGCCUCUUCCAAAGGCGGACGGGGCCGCAGGGUGCCGCGGUCCCCACGGGAGAACCGCCCUCGGCAAGGCGGACACGCCGUGGGCCGGGCAUUCCCACGGGCGGAACCCCAUGAGUACAUGCUGUCUCUGUUCAGGACUUACUCCAUUGCAGAGAAACUGGGCAUCAACGCCAGCUUUUUUCAGUCGUCCAAAUCCGCCAACACCAUCACUAGUUUUGUAGACAAGGGACUAGACGAUCUCUCGCCCGCUCCCUUGAGGCGGCAGCAGUAUGUGUUUGAUGUAUCGACCCUCUCGGAGACGGAGGAGCUGGUGGGGGCCGAGCUGCGGCUCUUCCGCCGGGCCUCCCGCGCCCGCCCGCCGCCCGCCGCCCCGUUACUCAUGCAGCUCUUCCCCUGCCUGUCUCCGCGGCCUCUGGACUCACGCGUCCUGGACCCGCGGGCGGCCGCGGAAGCCGACUGGGAGGUCUUCGACGUGCGGCAGGGCCUGCGGGAGCAGCGGCCGUCGAAGCGGCUGUGCCUGGAGCUGCGGGCCUCAGCGGGCCGCGGGCCGCCGCGCUGGCUGGACCUGCGGGCCCUGGGCUUCGGGCGCCGGCCGCGACCGCCGCAGGAGCGGGCGCUGCUGGUGGUCUUCACCCGCGCCCGGCGGCGGAGCCUGCUUGGGGAGCUGCGAGCCGAGCUGGGCUCACCGCCGCCGCCGCCGCCUGCUGCCCGCCGGCCGCCGCCCCGGCGCCAGCGGCGCACCGCCUUCGCCAGCCGGCACGGGAAGCGGCACGGCAAGAAGUCCCGCCUGCGCUGCAGCAAGAAGCCGCUGCACGUCAACUUCAAGGAGCUGGGCUGGGACGACUGGAUUAUCGCCCCGCUGGAGUACGAGGCCCACCACUGCGAGGGGGUCUGCGACUUCCCACUGCGCUCCCACCUGGAGCCCACGAACCACGCCAUCAUUCAGACCCUCAUGAACUCCAUGGACCCCAGCUCCACACCGCCCAGCUGCUGCGUCCCCACUAAAUUGACUCCCAUCAGCAUCCUCUACAUCGACGCGGGCAACAACGUGGUGUACAAGCAGUACGAGGACAUGGUGGUGGAGUCCUGCGGCUGCAGGUAGCUGGCGGGACACCCCUCGGGGCUGCGUCUGGCGGAGAAGCGCCGGCGGUGGCGAGCGGGGACGGCCCGCGCCCGCCCGGAGCGGGCUCGGCGCGUA
Melopsittacus undulatus (budgerigar) is the source of this 1331-nucleotide messenger RNA. RefSeq names its product growth differentiation factor 6 (gene GDF6). The transcript has 2 exons. Bases 30 to 1235 code for a protein of 401 amino acids. The record is from RefSeq and is a predicted model, not a curated record. Gene Ontology annotation, biological process: BMP signaling pathway. Gene Ontology annotation, molecular function: cytokine activity; growth factor activity. Gene Ontology annotation, cellular component: extracellular region. NCBI's taxonomy places the organism in Eukaryota, Metazoa, Chordata, Aves, Psittaciformes, Psittaculidae.